AUGGAGGUCACAAACAGUCGUCGUAUACUGGCCGUCUCGCUGACAGACUCGGUUCAGCAUCUCGCAAGAGUCAUCAAAGACCUUACGGGAACGAUACCCGAGCAAACAUCGACAUCCCUGGCUGGCUCAUCACACAAUCUGUCGAUAAAGACAGCAUACUACACAGCCGACGUACCCAUAUGGAUAGACCUGAUCUCAUCGCCUUCAGAAUGGGCCGGCUCAUUCCUCUCACCGGAGGCGAAGGAGGUUCUCCAGGUACUUGGGGGCGUCAUGGUCGUAUUUUCACUGCCAGUCAAAUCAGAUUCGGAGGAAGGCAAAGCGGCCCGUGAGCUCAUACAGCACGUUGGCAAGGUAGUGAAGGACGGUCUUGGCGGCUGGGGAUGGGACGGCGUAGGUCUAUGCCUUGGUGUGGGAGAGAUCGACGAUGUGGAUGAGUGGGAUGAUUGCUGCGCGGAAUGGGGUCUGGAGCUCGUACAAGUGCGAACUCAGUCGGUUGCGACACGGAACGAUUUGGGUGAGAAAACCGGCAUACCUCGAGCUCUCGAGGCUUUCCAGUCAAACGACUGGUCAAACGCCUCUAUGGAUGACCUCGGAUCUGACUUUGGGGACUUUGAGGCUGAGAUAGAAGCGGAAAGAGAGUCGCAUUCCACCAAGGAGGCAGGUGGUAGCAAAGAAGAUGUAGAUCUCAACCCCGAGAAUCUCGACUUCGGCUUCGACCGUGAGGACUUUGAGGGUCUGAAGCGAGCGAUAUGGAGUUCUGGUCAGGACGACAAUGAGUCGUCCAUGGACGGAAAACCUAGCACAUCGACAUCUGGGAAGGAAGUGGUAGGGGAGGCUGAGGAAAGCAUAGAUGACGAUGAGAUCCAGAAGAUCGAGCGUAUGAUGGUGAAGCUACAGGCGGUGCGGGAUACCAGCGCAGGUCUACCGGAAGAUCAGCGGAAACGGGUAGCUGCUAAGGCGGUCGCGGAGGUGAUGAAGGAGCUUUGA
Anthostomella pinea is the source of this 987-nucleotide messenger RNA. The record is from the annotation of a GenBank genome assembly. NCBI's taxonomy places the organism in Eukaryota, Fungi, Ascomycota, Sordariomycetes, Xylariales, Xylariaceae.